Punica granatum (pomegranate) is the source of this 762-nucleotide messenger RNA. NCBI's taxonomy places the organism in Eukaryota, Viridiplantae, Streptophyta, Magnoliopsida, Myrtales, Lythraceae. The record is from RefSeq and is a predicted model, not a curated record.
CUCCUUCUUCUUCUUCUACGCCAAUCUCUCCUCCGCACGCUCUCCCUCUCUCAUUUCUGUCUCCUGACCCGACUGCUAUCUCAAGCAAAGAGAAGGAAGCCAUCGCUCGCUCUCUCUCUCUCUCUCUCUCUCAAGCUCCAUACAAAUCCUGAAAACGGAAGUUGGUAACAAUUUGGCUCGGUAACAAUGGCGAUGAGAAUUGCUGCGAGAUAUGUUACCCGUAGGCUCUCUAGCAAUGGAAAAGUCCUCAGCGAGGAGGAAAAGGCUGCAGAAAAUGUCUACAUUAAGAAAAUGGAGCAGGAAAAAUUGGAGAAGCUUGCCCGCAAGGGACCAAAACCGGAAGAAGCACCAGGAAGCUCGGGAGGUGGUUCAGUCACUGAUGCUAAACCAAGUGGUUCCUCUGCAUCAGGAGCCUCAACCGAGAAAGUCUCUACCGAUAAGUACAGGAACUAUGCGGUCUUGGCCGGUACUAUAACGGCCCUCGGUGCGAUCGGAUGGUAUCUCAAAGCAAGCAAGAAGCAGCCCGAAGAAGCACAGGACUGAACAUGGAGAUCUGUCAUCCUCUACUUGAGCACUGUGAGCGGACUUCACUUCCAAUCCCAGUGAGAAUAAACCAGUCUUUCCAGCUAUUGCUACUCUUGAAUCCAAUUAUUACCAGUAGUUUUAAGCUUGCUAUGGCUUUCCGAUGACACUCUGUUGUCACUUGUCACUUUUUUCACUUUACCGAAAAUGAUAACAACAAUCAAAGAAUGGAAUACUUGU